Messenger RNA from Struthio camelus australis, 3386 nucleotides. Lineage: Eukaryota; Metazoa; Chordata; Aves; Struthioniformes; Struthionidae. The record is from RefSeq and is a predicted model, not a curated record.
UGAUUGUAACGGUGUUCUUCAGUCUCUGCUUUCUUGAAAAGGGACACAGGGAACAAUGGAUGUUGCUUCAUCACUUGACUUUCAUUGAUUAAUCAUAGAGUUCAGAAUGAUGUUUCACUCUACUUAAUUUCAACAGAGCUCUCUGUUUUUAGUGUGCUGCUCAUGGUUUCCAUGUAGCCUGUAUCAUAUAAUAGAUUCUGGUACUUCUGAGCAUACAUGAAGUUACAACGUGAAUCAACACAGUAUUUUAGUGGUAGUGUUGAAGCUCUACCAACAUGAAACUCAAGGCGUGUUGUUGCAAGUUGCUUGCAAAAGUUGAGGACAGCCUCAGUGGAGGAAGAAAACAGAACAUUUACACAAGUUUUUUCCAACUUCCAGUAUUCAAGUGACUCAGAUUUAACACCAGACCGGUGUGAGAUUGUCAGGUUUUGCCUGAUGGAAUUGCUCAGACUUCUACUUCACUAAAAGAGGAGGAAAUUUGGAUUCUUUACAAACUUGGCACUCGGAGACCACCCGCUCACUGAAUUUCCAUGAGAUGCAGAUCAUGCAUUGGAUAAAGGAUGAAGAUUUCUCUCGGGAGUCUUCCAGUACAUUUGCUUAAUGCCCUUUUAGUGGUGUUCUAAUUGAGUUCAUAUGAAACAAAUUGUCUUUGAAUCAUGAAUGAAGAAAAAAGCCUUGGUGCAUCCCAGAAAAUGUUGUCUCCUUCAAGAAGUACUAGCAGCUGCUCCUCCAAGCAAGGAAGUCGACAGCAGGACAGCUGGGAAAUUGUAGAAGGACUCCGGGGAGCAAUGAAUUGUACCCAAGAACCACAGAAGCAGGAAGGUUGCUUGCUGAAAAAGAGGAAAUGGCCUUUGAAAGGCUGGCACAAGAGAUACUUCUUUUUGGACAGAGGGAUUUUGAAAUAUUCUAAAUGCAAAGCUGAUAUAGAGAGAGGAAAGCUUCAUGGCUGUAUUGAUGUUGGACUUUCUGUGAUGUCUGUGAAGAAAUCAACGAAAUGUAUAGAUUUGGAUACAGAAGAGCAGAUAUACCAUCUGAAGGUGAAAUCUCAGGAAUUGUUUGAUGAGUGGGUAGCAAAACUUCGUCAUCACAGAAUGUAUCGUCAGAACGAAAUCUCCAUGUUUCCCCAUGAUGUCAGUAAUCUUUUCUUCCCUGUGUCUUCUACUGUGGACUCUGUUGCUGGCAUGUGUGAUUCUGCUCCAAGUAGAAAGGCAAGCAGCUUGACCAAACAGAAUUCAUUGUCGGCUGGAGGUAGCCUGUCAUUUUCCUAUUCAAGUAAUGAGUCUCGGAUUCCAUCUUGGCUACAGUGUUCUGAAGAUAUGGAAAAAUGCUCAAGAGACCUCUCCCACUGUCACACCUAUUUAUUGGAAAUGAACCAGCUGUUACAGAGCAUGGAUGUUCUUCACAGGACAUAUUCAGCACCUGCUAUAAAUGCUAUACAGGUUGGACCUUUCGAAAGUCCAAAAAAGGAAAAAAGAACCCACAGGAGGUGGCGAUCCAGAGUUGUUGGGAAAGAGACUAAAGGAAUGUUACAGGUGCCUUCAGUAUUUUCUGCCCCGAUGAGACUGCAUGCUUCCAAUCCUAACUUAUCUGCUAUAGAUUUUGUAGAGGAGAAAAAUUACUCUGAUGGCUCUGAAACAUCGUCAGAAUUUACUAAAAUGCAAGAAGACUUAUUUCACGUUGCACAUAAAGUGUACUUCACCUUGAAGUCAGCUUUCAGUACCAUAUCUACAGAAAGAGAGAAGCUGAAGCAGAUGCUGGAACAUGAUGCAUCCUUGUCUCCAUCUGCACAAAUAGUUGGCUUGAAGAAUGCAUUAGCAUCCGCAAUAGCACAAAACACAGAUCUUAAAGACCGGUUACGCAGAAUACAUGCCGAAUCUAUGAUCCUUGAUUCAGCAUCUAAUGCAAAAUCAAGUCCAGAUUUGGUGAAGGAAAAUUCAAGAGAAGAAAGCAGAGGUCUGGUUCACCAGAUCUCCAAUGAAAGCAGACUGUCUAUUGCUGACUCCCUCACAGAGUUUUUCGAUGCACAGGAGGUCCUGCUGUCUGCUAGCUCUUCAGAAAAUGAGAUAUCAGAUGAUGAUUCGUAUGUGAGUGAUAUCAGUGACAAUGUCUCAGAGGAUAACCUAAGCAAUGACAUGGAGAAUGAAAGGCAAACUUUAGAUUGUAUUUCUGAAAGUGGAAAUGGAUGCAUUUCUAAACGGAGAACAUGUUUGCCAGCUCCGUGUCCUAAUACUAGUAACAUCAGCCUAUGGAAUAUCCUGAGAAAUAACAUAGGAAAGGAUCUCUCCAAAGUGGCCAUGCCCGUUGAACUGAAUGAGCCACUUAACACCCUUCAGCGUCUCUGCGAAGAACUGGAAUACAGUGAACUGCUAGAUAAAGCAGCACACACACCCGAUCCAUUUGAAAGGAUGGUGUACAUAGCUGCGUUUGCAACAUCUGCCUAUGCAUCCAGUUACUACCGAGCUGGAAGUAAGCCGUUUAAUCCUGUGCUUGGAGAAACGUAUGAAUGUAUUCGUGAAGAUAAGGGUUUCCAAUUUUUUGCUGAACAGGUCAGUCACCAUCCGCCUAUUUCUGCAUGCCAUGCUGAAUCUGUGAAUUUUGCUAUUUGGCAAGAUGUAAGAUGGAAAAACAAAUUCUGGGGAAAGUCCAUGGAAAUUGUUCCAGUUGGUACAACACAUGUAACUCUGCCAGCUUUUGGAGAUCAUUAUGAGUGGAACAAGGUGACCUCUUGCAUCCAUAACAUCUUAAGCGGGCAAAGAUGGAUUGAACACUAUGGAGAGAUCAUCAUCAAAAAUCUUAACGAUGACACUUGUCACUGCAAACUGACUUUCAUAAAGGCAAAAUAUUGGAAUCCAAAUGCACAUGAGAUUGAAGGCAGUGUCAUGGAUAAAACUGGGAAAGUUGUGCAUCGACUUUUUGGGAAAUGGCAUGACAGUUUAUACUGUGGGACUUCAUCCUCUUCAAACUGCAUAUGGAGAGCAAAUCCAAUGCCUAAAGAUCAUGAACAGUGGUAUGGAUUUACUCAGUUUGCAUUGGAGUUAAAUGAACUGGACCCGCAAACUAGACCGUUGCUACCGUCCACUGAUACACGUUUUAGGCCAGACCAAAGGUUUCUAGAGGAAGGAAAUAUCGAAGGAGCUGAAAUGCAAAAGCAGAGGAUUGAGCAACUGCAGAGAGAACGACGGAAGGUUCUGGAAGAAAAUAAUCUGGAGCAUCAGCCUAGAUUUUUCAGGAAAUCCAAAGAUGACUCCUGGGUGAGCAAUGGAACCUACAUGGACCUUAGAAAAGAACCUGGUUUUUCCAAACUGGACAAUCCUGUCCUCUGGUGAAGGAGGAGCCGAGCGAAGAUACUCUGUGCUGUAUUCCCAGAUCUGACUUAAAAGAAGUAU